CCAACACCGACCACGUUCCGAGUCAUAUUCCUUGCUGCGUUGUGGACCGUGGGCGCGAUGAACAAGUCGCACCGAUCCCCGCUUCGGUCGGGCGCCCGGAGCAUCUACGCCGGGCUCUUGGAUGCCCUCUUUGUAACCGCGCAUGUCCUCGUUGGCUACGCUACGUACGCGGGUUACGACUGGGUCACCACCGAGCUCUACCCUCUGGGUGCGACGCUCCUCGCUGCCCCCGUGCUACCGCCACCGUCCCUGUGCCGCACGCUCUUUUCGACUCCGUCGCCCACGGACGUCCAUGUUCUGGACGCUCCCCAUGAAGGCAUCUUUGUCAUGCGCAACGGCGCAAACGUCGGUCGCGCCAUGACGUGGGUUAGCGUCGGCGCACCCGGAGACGACUGCGUCGCGCCCUUCUCUCGCGCCGCCGCCCACGUCCUUGGCGUCUCGGGCCCUGACGUCUUUGCCCCGAUCACGCUCUACGACGACGCGGGCCACGAAAUCGCACCCACCUUUGCCAGCAUCGUGGCGGCCAAGCGUGUGCAUCUGCUGCUGCACGGUGAGGUGUGGGUCUGGCCUGGCAUCGCUCUCGGACACGAGUGGACCGCGGACGGCUACGCGAUGCGCACGCUCUCGCUCUCGCCAACAGUCAUCCUCGUGCGCGACUUUCUCGACGAUUCGGAAUGCAGCGCCCUUGUGGAGGGCGGGCGGGACCUCCUCGGGCCGUCCCACACGGUCGACAAGGCCGCCAACCACCGCCUUGCUCUGCGCACGAGCUCGACCGCGUUCAUUGGCCACGUCGCCGGGGCAACGACCAUCAAGGAGCGCGCGACGAGGCUUGCACGGUUGCCCGACGUGAGCUACACGGAGGACCUUCAGCUCGUGCGGUACGGACCCGGCCAGUGGUACAAAAAGCACACGGAUUACUUUCAACACCUCGACGUCUCGUCGCAUGCGCGUGCGGGGACGUCGCUGGCGCACUGGGUGCGCUGGGUGCAGGCACAAAUCGGUCGCACGGCCUCGUUAUCGACGACGCACCCGUUGUACCCGAGCCUGUCGUCUGCGUUUGAGCGGUCCUUUGCCUUGCUGCUGCUUGAACGGGACGCCAUUCAAGACAAAGCGGUGGUGUCGUGGCUUCGACACCAUCUGGAGCACGAGUAUCUCUUGUCGUCGCUACUGGCCGCGUGGAGUCCGACGAACCCGCUUCUCUUUGCCACGUGGCGUCGCGUCUGGGAGGACGCCGUGGGGAUCCCCGCGCUGCAAUGGCGCGACCCGCUCCAGCUCAAGUACGUCGAGCCGAACCGACACGCGACGCUCUUCUUGUACUUGAACGACGUGGCCCACGGCGGCGAGACUGUGUUUCCGUACGGAACUCCAAUGUCGACGACGUCGACGACCACGACGUCGGGCAUGCCCGAGUGCGCACGCGGUCUCUCUGUCAAGCCAGUGAAGCGCGCCGGCGUCCUCUUUUACAACAAGGCGCCGACGGGCGAGAACGAUCCGAGAAGCAUGCACGGCGGGUGCCCGCCGCAGGACGGCGACAUCAAGUGGGGAAGCAACGUCUUCAUGUGGAACGUCGAGGCUGCGUAUGGCAACAAGAAAUGGCGCUUUUGGUAGAAGCCAUCGCCUUCCUCGCACCCAAAAUACAUCAAUGUAUCAAGAGACACCGUUUUCACGACUUUAGUAUGCGAACCUCGCCGUUAAUGAUCCGUCAGUCUUUAGCAGUGGCGUGCUAUCUCAUCGAUGGCAGGCUUUCUACCACAUAUAAAGUGUGGUAAAUAGAAAGG
Messenger RNA from Saprolegnia parasitica CBS 223.65, 1778 nucleotides. RefSeq lists its product as hypothetical. Gene Ontology annotation, biological process: peptidyl-proline hydroxylation to 4-hydroxy-L-proline. Bases 58 to 1608 code for a protein of 516 amino acids. Gene Ontology annotation, molecular function: procollagen-proline 4-dioxygenase activity; iron ion binding; L-ascorbic acid binding. Lineage: Eukaryota; Oomycota; Saprolegniomycetes; Saprolegniales; Saprolegniaceae. The record is from RefSeq and is a predicted model, not a curated record. The transcript has 5 exons. Gene Ontology annotation, cellular component: endoplasmic reticulum.